AUGACUAAAGAGACUCAAGACUUACGUUUCUCGCCUGCAAAGACGUCAACAGCAGGCGAAGUGUCAGCUACCGAUGCGUUGUUUAAAGACCUUACCAAGUCUCAAGUUCGAAGUACCGAGAAUCCAUUAAAUACAGCUGGAUAUUUAUCCAUUGCGACAAUGUGGUGGAUGCAUCCACUUCUUCGACGUGGAUAUCAAGCUCCAUUAGAUGAACAAAGUGUUUGGGAUCUUCCCACAAUUGAUCAAGCACGUCCCCUUCAGUUAAAAUUUGAUCAUUUUUAUCAAAUAGAAGCACAACGUGUGGCUGGACGUCUCAAGAGAAAUGGGACACGUAAACGACCAAAUGUCAAUCGUGCCAUUUGGAAGAGUGUGAAAGAAACAUGGCGAAUUGCAUUUGUGCUUCAUGUUCUCAGUGCAGGUUUGAUCCUGUUCCAACCAUUUCUUAUCAAAGCAAUUUUACAGCAUUUUGAAGGGAGUCCGAAUUUAUUACGCAUUUCAUCGGGGUAUACAUUAGCGAUACUAUUAGGUUGUACCGCAUUUCUAGGAGCUACAACUGUGAAUGCUGGCCAAUUUCUUACAACACGUGUAGCAUGCAAUGCACGUAUGAUCUGUAUGAAUAGUGCAUAUCGUAAGAUUUUACGUCUUACAGCUACAGCACGACGAACGAUGGAUAUGGGCGAAAUUGUAACGUUUGUUGGAGUUGAUUGUGAUCGUGUUCUUACGGCUUAUAAAUUAGGCAUGUGGUGUACUAUAUCUCCAUUGAUGUUAGCUAUUGUUGGGAUUCUUAUUGGAACUCAAAUGCCUGCUAUUGUAGCACUUGUGGCCAUGGUUACGAUUACAUUGAUUAUGUAUGCAUCAUCAUAUAUGUCAAAAAAAAUUGGGGGAUAUCGACAAGAAAUAUCACGUUUAAGUGCAAGUCGUUUGAAGGUAACAAAUGAAAUGCUUCAAGGAAUUCGUGUUGUCAAGUUUUAUAGUUGGGAAGGGUUUGCAACGGAUUUAAUUAAUGAUAUUCGUGAUCGCGAGAUUCGUUUAUUACGAAAAUAUCAUCGAGUACGAUUAGCGAACACGGUCUUGAUGUUCUUAGCACCAACACUAUUAAAUUUGGUUUGUUUCUCGUCGACGAUUCUACUUGGAAAUUCUCUCGAUAUUCCAACAACAUUUACAAUCGUGGCAUUAACAAAUGCGUGUCGUACACCAUUUAGUAUUUACGCGGAUGCUUCGGUUGCACUUGCAGAAGCAAUAACCUCUACAAGUCGAUUAUCGGAUUUUUUAGCCUCAGAUGAUACAGGUACACAUCAAACUGGUACAGAGAAGAUUGAAGAUGUUCCACGACAAGUACCUGAAAUCUCAUUAAAAGAUGGAGAUUUUAAAUGGACAAAAGAUGCUGUUGACUUGACACUAUGUGAUAUCAAUUUCACAUCACAACCUGGUACACUUACAAUGAUUGUUGGUCCAGUUGGAAGUGGCAAAUCAAGUUUAGUACAUGCUAUCUUAGGUGAAAUGGAACAACUUCGUGGUACACGAGUGGUACAUGGCAACAUAGCAUAUGCUAGUCAAGAACCAUGGAUUCAAAAUCAAACGGUACAAGAGAAUAUUCUUUUUGGUGUACCAUAUGAAUCGGAACAUUAUGAACGUGUUAUUCAAGCUUGUGAACUUCUUUCGGACUUUCAAAUGUUAGAACAUGGAGAUAAAACGGAGAUUGGAGAGCGUGGAAUUAAUCUCAGUGGAGGUCAAAAAGCUCGAAUUGCACUUGCUCGUGCUAUGUAUCGUUCCAAUGAAUUGAAUUUAAUGAUAUUUGAUGAUCCAUUGAGUGCACUUGAUGUACAUGUAGCAAAUUCCGUCUUUUCCAAAGGAAUUCAAUGUCUUGCAAGAAAAACAACUCGAAUUUUAGUUUUGAAUUCACAUUAUCAUUUACUUGAACAUGCUGAUCGUAUUCUGGUGAUGUCAAAUGGAAAAAUUUGUGGAGAUGGCAAGUUAAUGGAAUUACAAACUUCAUUUCCAUUUUUAUCUUCAUCUCCACGAACACGACGAUCAACUUUUGAGGAAUCAAUGGAAGUUGAAAAACAAACGAGUUUUCAUGAAUUGACAUCAAAUAUUGAAACGGUUGUCACAUCUAUUCGUACGAGUAUUGAAACAUUAAAAACACCAAGUUCGGGAAAAUUAAUUGUUCCAGAAGAUCGUUUAGUUGGAUCAGUGAAAUUUCAAUCUUAUGUUGAUUAUCUUGCAAGUUCAGGAUGGAAUGGACAUAUUUUAUGUUUUUUAAUGAUUACACUCUUUACAAUUGCACAAGUUGUUUUAUUUGGAUGUGAUUGGUUUUUAAGUCAAUGGGCACAAGGAUCGUUACAUUUAACUCAAAUGGAUGCACUUGUGAUUUACGUUGGUAUUGUAUUAACUGCUGCAAUUCUUUCAUUUGGUCGUUGUCUAUUGUUUAUGGCCAUUUGUAUGCUUUGUUCAUUGAAAAUUCAUUUGAAACAUUUGAAUAAAGUCUUAGCAGCACCAAUUACAACAUUCUUUGAUAUCACACCGAUUGGUCGAAUUCUCAAUCGAUUUUCAAGAGAUCUGGAUGAAGUGGAUAAUCCAUUACCCUAUUGGGGUUUAUGGCUUGCACUUUGUCUUUUUCAAGUUGCUUCAUCAUUUCUUGUUUGUGCUAUUGUCAAUCCAUUAGUUCUUUUUGUUUAUCUCCCUAUUGGAUAUGGUUGUUGGUUUGCUGCAAAAGUCUAUCGUGCUACUGCACGUGAACUUAAACGUUUGGAUGGUGUAACUCGAUCUCCUUUUUUAAAUUUAAUGUCUGAAACGGUUUCUGGAAUUGAAACCAUUCGUUCUUUUCAAAUGGUCAAUUCCUUUGCUUUACGAUGUGAAACGUUAUUAAAUCAAAAUAUUCGUGUCUUCUUUCUAGCACAAGUUUCAUCUCGUUGGUUUGAUAUGCGAACAGAUUGGUUUGUUUCAAUUAUUGUUGGAAUUGUAGCAGUUUUAGCUGUUGCUGCUCAAUCAACAAUUGGAGCAUCAGCAGCUGCACUUGGUUUAUCAUAUGCUGCUCAAUUAUCUUCAAGUUUUCAACGAAUGACAACAUUAGCAUCUCGUGUUGAAAGUAGUAUGACAUGUUUUGAACGAAUUGCUCAUUAUGGAACCUUAGAUCAAGAAGGAUCAAAACGUACUCCUUUAAAAAAAGAGACAUUAGAUGUCACUUGGCCACAACGAGGUACAAUAGAUUUUCAAAAUGUUUCAAUGCGAUAUCGUGAUGAUUUACCAUUAGUUUUAAAACGAGUUUCAUUCUCAAUUGCAAGUGGUGAAAAAGUUGGAAUUUGUGGACGUACUGGAUCAGGAAAGAGUUCGUUAAUGAGUGUUCUCUUUCGUGUAGUUGAAAUUCCAACAUCAGGACGUGUUUUGAUUGAUGGGAUUGACAUUGCUACGAUUACUAUUCAACAAUUACGAACUCACUUGACUAUUAUUCCACAAGAUCCGAUGCUUUUUAGUGGAUCUUUGCGUUUGAAUUUAGAUCCUUUUGGUCAAAAAAGUGAUGCUGAAUUAUGGCAAGUAUUAAGACGAGUUCAUUUAUAUGACAUGAUUACAUCGUGGGGUAAAGGAUUAGAAUAUCUCGUCGCGGAAAAAGGUGAGAACUUUUCAGUUGGACAACGACAAUUAUUGUGUAUUGCUCGAGCUUUAAUUCGUGAAAGUAAAGUGAUUGUCAUGGAUGAAGCAACAGCAAAUGUGGAUUUAGAAUCGGAUAAAGUGAUUCAAGAAACAAUGAAAGAAAGUUUUGGAAAUGGCAAAUGUACUGUGAUGAGUAUUGCACAUCGAAUGGAAACAAUUGCUGAUAGUGAUAAGAUUUUAGUCUUAGAUGCUGGAGAAGUUGUGGAAUUUGAUACACCUAUAGCAUUGAUGAAGAAGAAAGGAGGAGUGUAUAAAUCACUUGUUGGCUCCGGGAAACCAGAGUUGAUGUAG
Plasmopara halstedii is the source of this 3942-nucleotide messenger RNA. RefSeq names its product atp-binding cassette superfamily. The coding region runs from base 1 to 3942 and encodes 1313 amino acids. Gene Ontology annotation, molecular function: ABC-type transporter activity; ATP binding; ATP hydrolysis activity. The record is from RefSeq and is a predicted model, not a curated record. Gene Ontology annotation, biological process: transmembrane transport. Gene Ontology annotation, cellular component: membrane. The transcript has a single exon. NCBI's taxonomy places the organism in Eukaryota, Oomycota, Peronosporomycetes, Peronosporales, Peronosporaceae.